AUGGCAAGAAGUUUUAUGGAUCUUAUCUGGGACUAUGCGGUGUUCGUCGUGUUCAUCAUAUUCUCCACCCUGUUCCCGCUCUGGGGUUGCUUUUUCGGCAAGAAGGAGAAAACCAAGGCCGACUAUGUGUUCGGCCUCGGCACAAUAUCGAUGGGUGCGAUGAUGCUUUCGAUCGCCCGCGGUACGCUUGGCGUCCGAUCGUUUCUGGGCUACCCGAGCGAACUGUUCUAUCGCGGAUCGGCCAUGUGGGAAACGCUGUACGGCAUGGUGACCGCGUAUCCCGUCGUCUGCUUCAUCUUCAUCCCGGUGUACUUCAACCUGGGCGUGACGUCCGUUUACCAGUAUUUGGAUCUGCGCUUCAACAGCCGGCUGGUGCGAUGUCUCGCAUCCGGCACGUACAUCGUCCGGUCGCUGCUUAAUCUGGGCGUCACGGUAUACACACCGACGGUCGCCAUGAACACCGUCAUCGGUGUACCGUACUGGGCAUCGCUGAUCGGCAUCUCCGUCAUCAGCAUCGGGUUCAACUUGCUCGGUGGACUGAAAGCGGCUAUCACGGCGGACGUAAUACAGGGCGUGACGAUGAUCCUGAUCUCGCUGGGCAUUAUCGUACAGGCGAUGAUAACGGUCGGUGGGUUCGAAAAGAUUUUCACCAUUCCCGCCAAUGAAGAUCGUUUGAAUUUCUUCAACUUUACCGGUGAUGUGACGGUGCGCGUAGACACCACGUCCGCCUGGCUCGGUCAGCUGUUUAUGUCGCUGAGCAUAUUCGGCUGCCAGCAGAACUUUGUGCAGCGCUAUCUAAGCAUGAGCACGUUCAAGGAGGUACGCCGCACGCUGAUGAGCAACAUACCGGUCGUGAUUGUACUGUUCUGUCUGGCGUGGAUCGUCGGGAUGGGCGUUUACGCGGUGUACGCCGUGUGCGACCCGAUGAAGGCCGGCUACAUUAACAAGAUGGACGAAAUUUUGCCGUUCUUUGUGGAGGACAAAUUUGCCUACCUGCCGGGCGUUUUGGGCAUCUUCAUGGCUUCGCUGUUUAACGGCGCGCUGAGCCUGAACGUAUCGAACCUCAACUCACUGGCAACGGUCACCUGGGAGGACUUUCUCUCACAUCUGCCCCGCUUCAAGGGUAUCGGCGAUAAGCAGCAGUUGAACGUUAUUAAGUUUAUUGGUUCGAUUUACGGUGUGAUUGUGAUGGGCGUUGGGUUCUCGGUUGGACUGCUGUCGGGUGUGAUCGAGAGCAGUAUGCUGAUGACGUCGGCCACCUCCGGACCGCUGUUGGGUGUGUUUCUGCUCGCCAUGUUGGUGCCGCUCGCUAACUGGAAGGGAGCCGCCUGCGGUAUGGUCGUGUCCCACAUCAUCACACUGUGGAUAACGUUCGGCAGCUUAACGGUGUCGAAGGAGGUUAUACUGCUACCGACUACCAUUGAGGGUUGCACAAACGACACAUUCUCUUCGGGUAUUACAAAACCCACCAAAUCCUGGCUGCUAGCCAACACUCCUCUCGAGGUGGAGUCAGAAUUUCCCUACUUUGACACCACCCCGCAAGCACCGGUACCGUCCGCGACCGGAUUCCCGCAAAACAUCUAUUCCGUGUCGUACAUGUACUACAGCUUAAUCGGCACCUUCCUAACCGUGGUGGUGGGAACGCUGGUCAGCCUGUUGACGUCGCACAGCGACGAUGCGUACGAUCGCAAACUGUUGCAUCCGAUCGCUUACCACUGCAGUAAGCUAUUCCCCGGCAAGGAACGCCGAUACAUCACCAACCCGGACAUUCGGCCGAAGGAUGUGGAGUCGGCAGAAAACGGUGGCGCGAAAAAAUCACCGCUCGAUGAGCUUGAGCGUGACAAUUUGGGUUUCGAUACGGUCUCUGAGCAGUCUGGUGUUACGGUGGUAAGCGUCGACCCGAUACCACCGAAGUUGGAUAGGCCGGAGGUGUACCGGAAGCAUGACCCCGAAGCCGACCACUAG
Molecule: messenger RNA, 1965 nt
Organism: Anopheles marshallii
Lineage: Eukaryota; Metazoa; Arthropoda; Insecta; Diptera; Culicidae
Product: sodium-coupled monocarboxylate transporter 1
Exons: 3
Coding region: 1-1965 (654 amino acids)
Biological process (GO): transmembrane transport; sodium ion transport
Cellular component (GO): membrane
Molecular function (GO): symporter activity
Source: RefSeq, a predicted model, not a curated record